AUCCUCAGCUACUUCACCACAGUGCAAACUACCUAGCGCUGCACCAACCAACCAGUAGUCAAUUAAGCAGCACAUGACCAUGGCGCCCAAGCAGCUCUCUACCGUUCUCCUCGCCGUCUGCGCCACCUUCCUGGCACUCGCCGCACCGUUGCUCGCCGGCGACCCGGACAUGCUACAGGAUUUCUGCGUCGCCGACUACAAAUCCCUCAACGGCCCAUUGCGGCUGAACGGGUUCCCGUGCAAGAGGCCGGAGAACGUUACGGCGGACGACUUCUUCUCGGCCGCGCUGGCACUCCCGGGCAACACCGGCAACCCGGUUGGCUCCGCCGUGACAGCGGCGAACGUGGAGAAGCUCCCGGGGCUCAACACGAUGGGCGUCUCCAUGUCCCGCGUGGACUACGCGCCAUGGGGCGUGAACCCGCCGCACACCCACCCACGCGCCACCGAGAUCAUCUAUGUGCUUGAGGGCUCCCUCGACGUCGGCUUCGUCACCACCGCCGGCAAGCUCUUCGCUCGCACCGUCUGCAAGGGUGAGCUUUUUGUCUUCCCCCGCGGCCUCUUACACUACCAGAAGAACAAUGGUGACGCGCCGGCCGCCGCCAUCUCGGCCUUCAACAGCCAGCUUCCGGGCACGCAGUCCCUCGCCCUAGCGUUGUUCGCAGCCUCACCACCGGUGCCCACGGAUGUGCUGGCCAGGGCGCUCCAGAUCGACGGCGGCCUGGUGGAGGCCAUCAAGUCUAAGUUCCCGCCAAUGUAACCAGCCAUGCAUGCAUGCUGUUUGUUGGGUCGGCUCUACGUGCGUACGUGCUGCUACUAAUAAUGAGGACCACGUAAAAGUGCAGUUUUAAUUCAUUUGCCUGACAUCCUAAAAAAAUCAUUUGCCUGAGAAUAUCUUUUGUGGCGGUGCAUGUUUAGUGAAUGGCCUCGUCGGUUGAACUGUUAUAAUUACUAGAACAUGAUAGCGCGCGUUGCCGCGCCCGCCCAAUUUUAGAAUGUAAUAAUCAAAGCUUUUGUAAAAAAAUGUACACUCUUGCCACA
Molecule: messenger RNA, 1038 nt
Organism: Triticum urartu
Lineage: Eukaryota; Viridiplantae; Streptophyta; Magnoliopsida; Poales; Poaceae
Product: germin-like protein 1-3
Molecular function (GO): manganese ion binding
Source: RefSeq, a predicted model, not a curated record